This is a messenger RNA of Vombatus ursinus (common wombat), 520 nucleotides long. RefSeq names its product lysozyme C-like. Gene Ontology annotation, biological process: defense response to Gram-negative bacterium; defense response to Gram-positive bacterium. Gene Ontology annotation, molecular function: lysozyme activity. The record is from RefSeq and is a predicted model, not a curated record. The coding region runs from base 1 to 447 and encodes 148 amino acids. The transcript has 4 exons. NCBI's taxonomy places the organism in Eukaryota, Metazoa, Chordata, Mammalia, Diprotodontia, Vombatidae.
AUGAAGAUACUGAUUCUUCUGGGGACUAUCUUCCUCCCUGUGGCAGUCCAUGGCAAAGUCAUGGAAAGAUGUGAGUUAGCAAGAAUCCUCAAGAAGUAUGGCAUGGAUGGUUACAAUAGUAUCAGCCUGGCCGACUGGGUGUGCUUGGCAAAGUGGGCGAGCAAUUAUAACACAAAAGCUAAAUACCGCAACGAUGUAGAUGGAGGCACUGAUUAUGGGAUAUUUCAGAUCAACAGUUUCUACUGGUGCAAUGAUGGCAGGACACCUGGAGCUAUGAAUGGAUGCGGCAUGUCAUGCACAGAUGUUAUGACAUAUGACAUCAUCAAAUCUAUAAAAUGUAUAAGGAGGAUUGUCCGUGAACCCAAAGGCAUUCGGGCAUGGUUGGCAUGGAAAAACCGUUGUCAAGGAAGAAAUCUUUCCAUAUAUCUCCAUGGUUGCAAACUUUAAAAUGCUGGAUUUAAAUUCUUCUGCUUAUCUGGAUCCCUCUUCAUAUGAAAUAGCUUUUCAAGUGAAAUGUCGU